Paramormyrops kingsleyae is the source of this 4100-nucleotide messenger RNA. The record is from RefSeq and is a predicted model, not a curated record. Lineage: Eukaryota; Metazoa; Chordata; Actinopteri; Osteoglossiformes; Mormyridae.
CUUUGACAUCCUCCAGCUGAUGGGAACAGGCCGUGCGACACUGAUUCCCACCACCCUGUCAGAUUAGUCCACUGAUAUUACUGCUGGAGAGCUUCAUGCUCGAGGCUCUCGGCAUCCAGUAAAAUAACGUGACAGAAUGACAGGGACAGAGACUAGACGCCCAAGGCAGCAGCGCGGACUUCGCUGACUCAGCGGAUUACACAAAUCACGCGCCAUCCGCUCAAGCUGCGGCUCCGUUACCUCAGGAGAUGGCUGACGCUGCAAAUUCAUGAUAAGCCCACUGGCUUUGGGUUAUAACUGUAAUUCUGUAGUGUAGAAUUCAGUCACGUUUGGCAGCAGCCAUUAGGGACUAACGUGCAUCGUGGCUGAUAGUGGGCUUUCCAAUCAGGGGUGCAUAUAUGGGCGGGGGCCCCAGCCGAAAGCUGAUUGGCCCCCAGAGCCAAAUUCAAAUCAUGUCAUUGGCUAAUGAUAAGGUUGGCCGCUUUGUAUGAAUUAUGGCACCUCUUAUACUGCCCAUCUUCAAAAAUCCGGUAAUCGCCCCUGUGUCCUAUAUGUCCGUGGCUCUCCUGGUUAUCCUGCUAUUUUCCUGCGAGUCAUCUCUGUCGUGAUUGUUAUAAAGUCUUGUAGCUCAUCAAGUAGAAUUCUGUGCUGGCAGUGUGAAGGUUGUGGGUUCAAAUCCCAAGGAGCAAGCACAAGUUGUAACCUUUCCCUCUGCUUUAAUUUGCUUUGGAUAAAAGUGUCAAGUUAAUGUAAAAAACUGUCACUACCCUGCCUCCUAAUAACCCAACAUAGUCUCACUCUCAUGUAUGACAGUAAUUCCAUUAGUUAGGGUUAAUUUGUUUUUAGCAAAUGUUUUCAUCCAAAGAAGGAGACAUCAUUUUAUGGGGGGGGGGAGCAGGGUCCAGUAAUCCCCACAGUAACUGAGGAUAAAGGGUCUUGCUGAGAGAUCUGAUGGUGAAAUCCCCCUGCUGUUUGCAGGACUUGAACCCACAACCUUCUGAUCACUAGCACUGUGUCCUAUUCCACUGAGUCAUCCCCUCUCCUUAGCUCCACUCUUAGCAGGUGUAAUUUCUCCAUGUUUAUUUGCAGCUUAUGACUGAAUCUAAUUUGAAUUAAUGUAGUCAGCGCUAACAGCGGCUUCCCAGUGACUCCGUAGCCAACAGUCAGGUAAGUGGGCAGAAAACGGCUUUGCCAGAUGCCCGGGCUGGAAGACAGGGGGGGCACCCGGGACCGGCGCUCAAUCCACGGACAGCAGAAGGCCAAUUACGCAGCUAAUGGGCUCAAGCGGAAGCCAGCUGCCCACUGUUCGUACACCGUCACGGCGCCCCUCGGUGGCUGUCAUUAGUACUGAUGGCGGCCACAUCUGCAUGGCAUUCGGGGGUCGCUGAAUUCCCCUGGCAGAAACGUCGGCUUGAGUGAGUACGGAUGCUUCUCAACUUACCAUGGCGUUACGCUCAGUAGAUAGCUACUGUCACUAAAUACGUAAAUAAAUAAAUACUGUAACUAAUUAAAUACCAGUAAUUGGAAAGUAAAUCAAUGAAUACAAGUUUAAUAGGGUAAACAGAAAAAAAGCACUUUAUAAUACGUUGUUAAACACUGUAUGAGAUAUUGAUGCUCGCAGUUGCUACGGAGACUGCAGUCGUGGAUGGGUGGAUACUGCCAUCGCCCAGCAUCAGCAGAAAGUAUCGUACAGCAUAUCGAUAGCCCAGGAACGGAUUCAAAUUCAAAGUUUGAUGACUACCGAAUGUGCGUCACUGUCGCACCGUCGUAAAAGCGAAGUAUCAGUCGUUCACAUGGACCACCGUUUCCAUAACGAUCGGCAGCAUUCUGUGUGUUCCUGGCACGAUGUGUGCAUUAAUGAGGAAGCCGGCUGACUUGUGGCUCUCUGGCAGAAGAAGACGGGUCAGCGUGUGGAUGGCAGCUGACGAGUGUAGCGCAGAAUCUUUACAAGCACAGCUGGUCAGCCUGGGCGUGAUCCCCACCCUGGUGAAGCUUCUCAGUGUCCAAUCCCACAAUGCAGCAGUGACAGAGAUGUGCCUGGUUGCCUUUACCAGUUUGGCGGAGCUGGAGUCGAGUAAGGAGCAGUUUGCUUCCACGGACAUCGCUGGGGAGCUGGUCAAGCUCCUCCAGAGGCAGGUGGAGCACGAGAAGAAGGAGAUGAUCUUGGAAGUCCUCGCCCCACUGGCAGAGAACGACCGAAUCAAGCUGCAGCUGGUGGAGGCUGGUUUGGUGGAGUGUUUGCUGGAGCUGGUGGAGCAGACAGUGGAUGGGGAGCUGGAGGAGGAUGCGGUCGAGCUGAAGACGGCCUCGGACCUCAUAGUGCAGCUGCUUCUAGGAGAUGAAUCCAUGCAGAAGCUGUUUGAGGGAGGUGCGGGUUGUGUGUUCCAGAAGGUUCUCUCAUGGGUGCCCUCCCACAGCCACCAGCUGCAACUGGCUGGGGCUCUGGCCAUCGCCAACUUCUCCCGUAACGAUGCAAACUGCAUCCUCAUGGUGGAAACGGGCAUCGUGCAGAAGCUACUGGCAUCGCUGGAGCGCCACGUCGUCGAUGGCAACGUCACCGUGCAGCACGCCGCCCUCAGCGCCGUGAGGAACCUCGCCAUCCCCGUGGUGAACAAGUCCAAAAUGCUGUCGAUGGGCACGGCGGACGUGGUGCUGAAGUUGUUGCCCUCGGAGAUGCCCGUGGUGCAGUUCAAGCUGCUGGGGGCACUGCGGAUGCUCAUAGAUACGCAGGCGCAGGCCGCGGAGCAACUGGGCACCAACCCCGUACUGGUGCAGCGGCUGCUGGAAUGGUGUGAUGCCAAGGACCACGCUGGGGUGAUGGGAGAGUCCAACCGGCUGCUCUCUGCCCUCAUCCGGCACAGCAAGUCAAAGGAUGUGGUCAGAACGAUCGUCCAGGGAGGCGGUGUGAAGCACUUGGUUGCCAUGUCGACGAACGAGCAUGUGAUCAUGCAGAACGAAUCCCUGGUGGCCCUUGGGGUAAUCGCAGCCCUGGACCUGGACGUGGCGGAGGGAGACUUUGAGAGAAGCGGCCUGGUGCAGGUUCUGCACAGGCUGCUGUCGGACGAGCACAGCGCCCCCGAGAUCCAGUACAACUCCAUGAUCCUUGUCUGUUCCAUCAUGGGUUCUGAGCCCCUGCAUCGAGCUGUGCGGAACCUGCCCUUCCUGGACCUGGUGGCCAAGCUGCGAGCGCAUGAGAACCAGACGGUGGCCCGGCAGGCGUCGCUGACGGAGCAGAGGCUGACGGUGCAGGGCUGAGGGACCUUCCGUCCACAGUCCUGCCUCAUCGCCAUAACGCCUCUGCAUGCCGACAUGAAACCUGAGCCCCAUCCGAGACGCCCUCACCAUCCUUCCAGCAAAACAGAACCAUUUUUUUCUACAUCGUCGCGACGGCGCCCCCUGUUGGCCUGGCUGCUCAUUGUCCCGUCAGUGACGUACCGGCAUUCAUCCUCAGAGGCCUGUGUGUUCACUCCACCCCCCACCCCCACAUAGAUGGGGCUAUUGCUGUGUGUUCACCCCACCUUCCCCCCCGGCUGUUUGAGAGAACAGGUGAUGGGUGCCCCCUGCUGGUCGUCCUCGAUAAAAAUUUCCCAAGAAAUUCCAAAUCAUAGUGUUUAGGACGCUGACUUGGUGCCGUGUUCAGUGCGUGGUGGAGGUCACAUGACAUAGUGCUGGAGCCAGCAUCCCUAUAGGAGCAGCUCAGCCACAGUGCUGAGCUCACACCACAGCACUCUACCGUACCCGCGUUUAGCACCUGGCUUCUGUGUAUCACUCCCUGCAGCACCCCUUCUCAUCACCAUGACCACCAGGAAAUCCUGUCCGGCCGCUCACUAAGCACAAGUAUGAUUGCCGUACAUUUCCGCUGGACUGAAAACGACGACCAAGAAAUGAUGCCGAUAUUAAAGCUAAUCGUGAACGAUCGUUUUUUGCUCUUUAAAUAGUGCUCCUUUAGAUGCUAGCUGAGCAAGAUGAAGCGCUCUGAUGGGGGAAAACCCUACUUAGAUCAGCACACGUUCACAUUUUUAAAUGCUUUGCUAGAACAGGUGCACCAUGGGAGAUUAGCUGUGUCCUUCAAAAGGUCUCUGGCCUCCACAGGUGGGUAG